Molecule: messenger RNA, 399 nt
Organism: Striga asiatica
Lineage: Eukaryota; Viridiplantae; Streptophyta; Magnoliopsida; Lamiales; Orobanchaceae
Source: the annotation of a GenBank genome assembly
AUGAGAACGAAAGGACGGAAGAAGCGAAGAAGAAGGAAUUCUAUACUGCUAGGCGAUGGAGUGUGCUUCCUACCCGAUCGAGCACACUUGAUUGCACCAGUUCGAAAGAAAGUCCCGAUGGACGAAAAGCAAGAUGCCACACUAAGAAAGAUAAAACAAUUAGCUCAUCUAUCUCUGCUUAAUAAAGACUAUGCCUCUUCGAAAAAGGCCAAUAGGUAUAGGAAAGGUCGUCACGGUCUCUCCGCCUACUUCUCGGUCUACCUAUCAUACAGGAUGAUCUUACAUACAGAUGAAGAAGAAUUUGAUCUAAUAAAGGGAGCUAGAAUAGCAUUCCCAAGCACUACCCUCAGUUGCUGCCCCAGGAAGGAAAAGCUACUGGCCGCUUCGCUCCUUAAAUAG